Messenger RNA from Lolium rigidum, 795 nucleotides. RefSeq names its product profilin LP04. Bases 104 to 499 code for a protein of 131 amino acids. The transcript is spliced from 3 exons. Gene Ontology annotation, molecular function: actin monomer binding. Lineage: Eukaryota; Viridiplantae; Streptophyta; Magnoliopsida; Poales; Poaceae. Gene Ontology annotation, cellular component: cell cortex. The record is from RefSeq and is a predicted model, not a curated record.
GUCAAGGUCCAAGCAAAGCAUCAAGCAGAGACCGCGUGCGAUCCAAGCGCAGCAGCAGCAGCAGAGCGAAGUCGCCGGCGGAGAAGGAGGAGGACGAUCCAAGAUGUCGUGGCAGACGUACGUCGACGACCACCUGAUGUGCGAAAUUGACGGCCAGCACCUCACCUCCGCCGCCAUCAUCGGCCACGACGGCAGCAUCUGGGCGCAGUCCCCCGACUUCCCCCAGUUCAAGCCUGAGGAGAUCGCUGCCAUCAUGAAGGACUUUGAGGAACCUGGAACCCUCGCACCUACUGGUCUUUUCCUUGGAGGCACAAAAUACAUGGUGAUCAUGGGUGAACCUGGGGUUGUCAUCCGAGGAAAGAAGGGCACUGGUGGCAUUUGUGUCAAGAAGACCUGCCAGACAAUGAUUCUUGGCAUCUACGAUGAGCCCAUGACUCCUGGCCAGUGCAAUAUGGUCGUGGAGAGGCUUGGCGACUACCUGAUCGAGCAGGAAUUCUAAGCCCUGAUAUGUUUAUUUUUGUCAUCUGGGACUAAGUAUGCUCCUCGUUUGGUCGAGUAACCUGUGGGCUUGCAUAUGCUCGGCGUAUUGCAUGAUAUAUGCGGUGAAUAAUUUAGCUUGGGGUUUGUUGGUUGGUGUCGUGUCGGGAAAACAAGAAGAUUUACUUGGGGUUUUAUGUUUGACAUCGUGUCGUAUCAGACUCAGCUACCUUUUCACUGAGUUAUGUACAUUUGCCUGGUCAUGGUAACUUGUGGGAUUCCUGCUGUUUGCGUAUUGAAAAUGAUUGCAUUUUUACU